This is a messenger RNA of Solanum dulcamara, 1142 nucleotides long. RefSeq names its product floral homeotic protein AGAMOUS. NCBI's taxonomy places the organism in Eukaryota, Viridiplantae, Streptophyta, Magnoliopsida, Solanales, Solanaceae. The record is from RefSeq and is a predicted model, not a curated record. Bases 117 to 872 code for a protein of 251 amino acids. Gene Ontology annotation, molecular function: RNA polymerase II cis-regulatory region sequence-specific DNA binding; protein dimerization activity; DNA-binding transcription factor activity, RNA polymerase II-specific. Gene Ontology annotation, cellular component: nucleus. Gene Ontology annotation, biological process: positive regulation of transcription by RNA polymerase II. The transcript has 9 exons.
CUUCCAUUUUCUGCAUCUCUAUAUCCUCUGCAUAUUAUUAAUUUGCAAGGAAGAACUAAAAUCUUUUGUCUACUCUCUAUUUUCAUCUUCCAACUUUUUCCUUUCCAGGUGAAGGAAUGGACUUCCAAAGUGAUCUAACAAGAGAGAUCUCACCACAAAGGAAACUAGGAAGGGGAAAGAUUGAGAUCAAACGGAUCGAAAACACGACGAAUCGACAAGUUACUUUCUGCAAGAGGAGAAGUGGUUUGCUGAAAAAGGCAUAUGAAUUGUCUGUGCUCUGUGAUGCUGAGGUUGCUUUGAUUGUCUUCUCAAGCAGAGGCAAACUCUAUGAGUAUGCCAACAACAGUGUGAAAGAAACAAUCGAGAGGUACAAGAAAGCAUGCUCAGAUUCCUCAAACACUGGUUCAGUAUCCGAGGCCAAUGCUCAGUAUUACCAGCAAGAAGCCUCCAAACUGCGCGCACAAAUUGGAAAUCUGCAGAACCAGAACAGGCACAUGCUGGGUCAAUCUCUUGCUGCACUGAACCUCAAAGAACUGAAGAAUCUGGAAACAAGAAUUGAAAAAGGGAUUAGCAAAAUCCGAUCCAAAAAGAAUGAGCUGUUGUUUGCUGAAAUUGAGUAUAUGCAGAAGAGGCAGGAAGUUGAUUUACACAACAACAAUCAGUACCUGAGAGCAAAGAUUGCUGAAACUGAGAGAGUUCAGCAUCAGCAUCAGCAUCAGCAAAUGAACUUGAUGCCAGGGAGUUCAUCAAGCUAUCAUGAGCUUGUGCCUCCACCUCAGCAAUUCGAUACUCGAGACUAUCUACAAGUUAAUGGCUUGCAAACCAACAACCAUUACACUAGACAAGACCAACCCCCUCUUCAACUAGUCUAAUAUGCUUGAGAGAGGGUCUUCUUUCUGAUGUGAUCUUCAUAUAAUCCACAAGAGAAGACUACUGUUAAGCUUGAAGAUUAUUGUUACUGAAGAUCAACUUAAGUAUGUAUACCAUAUUAUUAAUUACUUGUUGCAUGAGCUAAGACUCUUGAAUAUUGUAUGUUAAUUAAGUGGACAUGUAUUUUUUUGCUUGGUGUACUUCCUUCUCUGGCAGUGAACUAUGAAGAAUUAAACUUGUUAUAUUAAGUUCAUAACUGCUUUUCUGCUCAA